AUGAAACAGAUAGCGAAAGAAAGAGAAACGGUGAAGUUAAUAAGCUGCUCUGCGAGGUUAAAACUGAGCUCAUUGGAUGUGGAGGAGGAGGAUCAGCCCGAGGAUGAUGGCGCUUAUCAACUCCCUGCACUGUUUAACUUGACCGUACAGAGAUUUGAAGGUGAAACAUGUGACGGACAGCUUCAUGGUGAAGGUGUUGCCUGUUAUGAAGGAGACCAUGUUUACAAGGGCAAGUUUUCUAUGGGACUUAUGGAUGGAUCUGGUGUCUUCACAUGGGCAGGCGGGUUGAAAUAUGAGGGAGAGUUUGUGUGCAACAUGCCGCUGGGUCAGGGCACAUACACCUGGCCAGAUAGUAGCUCUUACAAGGGGGAAGUUUACAACGGUGUUCGUCAUGGGAGUGGUACCUACACAUGUGCCAAAAACGGUAUGUCAUACAGAGGGCAGUGGCAUCAGAGCAAGAGGCACGGAAAGGGUGCAGUCUAUUAUAACCAGGAUAAGACUUCAUGGUACAAAGGAGAUUGGGUGAAGAACAACAGAGAGGGAUGGGGAGUGAGAUGCUACCCUUCUGGUAACAUUUACUCUGGUGAGUGGAAGAACAAUGUAAGGAAUGGAGAGGGCACGAUGAGGUGGCUGAAACUGGGACAGCGGUAUGACGGCCAAUGGCAGGAUGGAGUCCAGCAUGGACGAGGCACACAGACCUGGAUCCUGAGGCGAAUGGAUGGAUCCCAGUACUGCCAGAGCAAUCAGUACACGGGGGAUUUUGUUCGGGGGCAGAGGCAUGGAAGGGGGAGCUUUUCCUACGCCGGCGGAGCGAUCUACGAAGGAGAAUGGAAGAACGAUAAGAAACACGGACAGGGAAAAUUCACUUUCAAGGAUGGGCGUGUUUUUGACGGAGAGUUUGUGGACGAUCAGAUGAUGACACCCAACUUGUGUGGAAACAGAGCUCCCACUCCGCAUGGUAAACACCUAGCUACUGCAAUAUUAAAAACUGUCAUGAUCAAUGAUGUUACAGUCCGAUUUCUUUUCUUUACAUUGUUGUAUCCUGUCACAGGUGUAGUUCCCAUGUCAAGUGAAGAUGUGUCCAUACUAGGACCAGACAUGAGUGUGAACAUUGAGCGUCUUAUGGAGAAAAUCCCUGAGAGAAAACGUGACGCUGAGCGCAAACAGAUGGAGUUUGUGAUGCUGAGGCACAACAAAGAGCUGAAGUCUAUCUACAGUUUCUACAGCAGACUUGGUCACACUCAGUCGCCGGAUAACACCUUCCUGCUGUCCCGCAUGCAGCUGUGGCGCCUGCUCAAAGACUGCAACAUCCACCAUCAUGGCAUCACUCUGACACAGCUAGACCUUUAUACCAGAGAGGAUGCCGCCCCAGCAGAGAUUCACUCUCCCUUCACUCCCAUGCUGCUCUGUAGGCUCCUCAGCUGCCUAGCGGUCGCAGCCUAUCACAUCUACCAUAAGGACAUGGUGUCACAAAAAUACCUUCUGGCUGCCUGCUUUUCCAAACUGCUGACGGAUGACAUCAUGCCAAAUGCUAUGAUUGUAAAAGGCUUCCUGUUUAAGCAGCCAGAGUGUAGUGCAGCGGUGUCUGUGAACUACUUGAAGAAGUGCUGGGAAGUCUAUCAGGCUUACUGCAGGGUCAGCGCAGCCCCCAGAGAUGACCUCACCAUGACCUGGAGGCACCUGCUGUGGAUGUUCAAGGAGUUCCAUCUGUUAGACAACAAGCUGACCACAGCGAGGUUAUUAGAGAUCAUCACUGCAGACAGCCCUGACCCCAGCGACCCGUCCUCUUGCCUGGAUCUAGAGAUUACAUUCCUGGAGUUUUUUGAGGCUCUUCUUGGCUCUGCCGAGGUGAAGUGUCAGCAGGUGUCUGGAGGCCUGGAGGAGAGUCUGUCCCCAUCCAACACUGAGGCAGAGGCCACAAGGAAUUCCCCUAAAGAGGAGGCCAGUGAGAAAAACCUGCCAACUACAAACAGCCCUCCUCAAACGACAGCAGCUCCAGUGAAUUCAUCCGAUUCUCCUGAAGUCUCCAGCCCCAAGUCAGUAGAGGCAGAGAGAUCCAGUAACACACCAGAGUUAUCUACUGCUCAAGACCUGGAGAGUCAACAAGAACCAGGGCAUCCAAAAUCUGAGUCUGCAGAACACACAGGUGAAGGACAGGACGGACAAACCAAAGAGGUGGAGGCCAAAGACAGCCAACUGGAGCUUUGGAUCCAGAAGAUCCAUCAGUUCUUCAUCCACUUUUUCUUCCCUGCAUUUGACCAUCACCAGUUAGUGACCAGCAACAUGAAGGAGGAGAAGCUCCGUCAGGAGGCCCAGAGACACAUUGCUCUGGUUAAAGCCCAACAAAGAGCCAGGUUAAAGGUGCACUGGGAAGCUGUUGAACGGCAGGACAAUAACGAUGCAGUAGUGGAGGCAACAGAAAAACCCUGA
This is a messenger RNA of Scomber scombrus (Atlantic mackerel), 2430 nucleotides long. RefSeq names its product radial spoke head 10 homolog B (gene rsph10b). Bases 1 to 2430 code for a protein of 809 amino acids. The transcript is spliced from 18 exons. Lineage: Eukaryota; Metazoa; Chordata; Actinopteri; Scombriformes; Scombridae. The record is from RefSeq and is a predicted model, not a curated record.